This is a messenger RNA of Suncus etruscus (white-toothed pygmy shrew), 2062 nucleotides long. RefSeq names its product pre-mRNA processing factor 19 (gene PRPF19). Gene Ontology annotation, biological process: mRNA splicing, via spliceosome; DNA repair; protein ubiquitination. The transcript has 16 exons. Gene Ontology annotation, molecular function: ubiquitin protein ligase activity; protein binding. The record is from RefSeq and is a predicted model, not a curated record. Gene Ontology annotation, cellular component: U2-type catalytic step 1 spliceosome; Prp19 complex; cytoplasm. Bases 145 to 1659 code for a protein of 504 amino acids. Lineage: Eukaryota; Metazoa; Chordata; Mammalia; Eulipotyphla; Soricidae.
GCCCCCGCAGCCCUUGUCGUCGCCGCCGAGCGCCCCGGAAGCAGGCGGGGAAGCGGAAGCGGUCCGCGGCGGCCCCCCGCAGCUUGUCCCGGAGCCCCGUGGGAGGGAGGAGGCGCCUCGGAGGAGCGCGGCGUCGGCGGCGCCAUGUCCCUCAUCUGCUCCAUCUCCAAUGAAGUGCCAGAGCACCCGUGUGUGUCCCCGGUGUCCAAUCAUGUGUACGAGCGGCGCCUCAUCGAGAAGUACAUCGCUGAGAACGGCACAGACCCCAUCAACAACCAGCCUCUGUCCGAGGAGCAGCUCAUCGACAUCAAAGUUGCUCAUCCGAUCAGGCCCAAGCCACCCUCAGCCACCAGCAUCCCGGCCAUUCUGAAGGCUCUGCAGGAUGAGUGGGACGCUGUCAUGCUGCACAGCUUCACCCUGCGCCAGCAGCUGCAGACCACGCGCCAGGAACUGUCACAUGCGCUCUACCAGCACGAUGCUGCCUGCCGUGUCAUUGCCCGUCUGACCAAGGAGGUCACGGCUGCUCGAGAAGCUCUGGCCACCCUGAAACCCCAGGCUGGUCUCAUCGUGCCCCAGGCUGUGCCCAGCUCCCAGCCAAAUGUCGUGGGUGCGGGUGAGCCCAUGGAUUUGGGCGAGCUGGUAGGAAUGACUCCCGAGAUCAUCCAGAAACUUCAAGACAAGGCCACCGUGCUAACUACAGAGCGGAAGAAGAGAGGGAAGACUGUGCCUGAGGAGCUGGUGAAGCCGGAAGAACUCAGCAAGUACCGGCAAGUGGCCUCCCACGUGGGUUUGCACAGUGCCAGCAUCCCUGGAAUCCUUGCCCUGGACCUCUGUCCCUCGGACACCAACAAGAUCCUCACCGGUGGGGCGGAUAAGAACGUCGUUGUCUUCGACAAGAGUUCUGAGCAGAUCCUGGCCACGCUCAAAGGCCACACCAAGAAAGUCACCAGUGUGGUGUUUCAUCCUUCCCAGGAGCUGGUAUUUUCUGCCUCCCCAGAUGCGACUAUCAGGAUCUGGUCAGUUCCGAAUGCCUCCUGUGUUCAGGUUGUGCGGGCGCAUGAGAGUGCCGUGACAGGCCUCAGCCUCCAUGCCACUGGGGAUUAUCUCCUGAGCUCCUCUGAUGACCAGUAUUGGGCCUUCUCGGACAUCCAGACUGGGCGUGUACUCACCAAGGUGACGGACGAGACCUCUGGCUGUUCGCUCACCUGUGCGCAGUUCCACCCCGACGGGCUCAUCUUUGGAACAGGCACCAUGGAUUCUCAGAUCAAGAUCUGGGACUUGAAGGAACGCACCAAUGUGGCCAACUUCCCCGGCCACUCGGGCCCUAUCACCAGCAUUGCCUUCUCUGAGAAUGGUUACUACCUGGCCACGGCGGCUGACGACUCCUCUGUCAAGCUGUGGGAUCUGCGCAAGCUCAAGAACUUCAAGACUUUGCAGCUAGACAACAACUUUGAGGUGAAGUCCUUAAUCUUCGACCAGAGUGGUACCUACCUGGCCCUCGGAGGCACAGACGUCCAGAUCUACAUCUGCAAACAGUGGACAGAGAUUCUUCACUUCACAGAGCACAGCGGCUUGACCACAGGGGUGGCCUUUGGGCACCACGCCAAGUUCAUCGCGUCGACAGGCAUGGACAGGAGCCUCAAGUUCUACAGUCUGUAGGCCUGGCUCUGCCAUGCCAUGCCAGCCAGGCCUCAUCUCUAGUGGGUAGAGUAGGGUUGUGGUGGGGGGGGGGGAUAAAGGGGAGAAAUUACAGGGAGGCAGAGGGGUGGGGGGGACGACAAGCAUUUCAUUUCACUCUGGUCUGGAAGUGGCCCAAAAGCCGUGCGGCAUGGACCACCUUCAUUCCUGUGUCUUCCAAGCCCAAUGGGCAGACAGACACGGCUGGCUCGGGGCAGAUCCCAGGGCCUCUCCCGUGGGCCGCUGACACCCACCUUGUUUUGUUCCUGUUCUAGGAGAUGGGAGAGGCUGAGCCCCGGGAACUGUGAAGGGGAGGGACUCAAGGGCUCAGCGGGGUUUUUUGUAAGCAGUGAUCUAGUUUCAUUAAAAAAAGGAAACACGGAAA